CAAGCCGCCCCAAGAUUCCGUUCCGUUCCGCCGGCCGGAUAAGGGAAGGAGACGAGACCUCCCCUGCUCUACUCCGCCACGCCGCCGACGGUCACGGCCCGUCGUCCAUCCUUCUCCAUGGCGUCGCCGCACCUUCCCUUCCUCUCCUUCCCCAAAACCCUACCGCCACCACCUCCACCGCUCAAGCCCCACGCCCACCGCACCUCCCUCGCCGUCGCCGCUGCUCCUGCUCCCCCGCCCGCCCCGCCUGACGGCGCGGGGCCCGCCGCGCCCACGCGUGGCGACCGCUUCCUCGGCCGCCAGCUGGCCACCGAGGCCGCCGCGCGCGUGCUCGCGCCCGACGACGCCGACAGGCGCCGCCGACGCAAGGAGAAGCGCCGGGCACUGUCGCGGAAGCCCUCCGGCCUCGCCUCUUGCUACGGGUGCGGCGCCCCGCUGCAGACGGCGGAGGAGGCCGCGCCGGGAUACGUAGACCCCGACACGUACGAACUGAAAAAGAGGCACCACCAACUGAGAACCGUUCUAUGUGGAAGGUGCAAGCUGCUCUCUCAUGGCCACAUGGUCACUGCUGUUGGUGGCCACGGCGGUUAUCCUGGGGGCAAGCAGUUUGUUUCUGCGGAACAGCUCAGGGAGAAGCUGUCAUACCUCCGUCACGAGAAAGCACUGAUAGUCAAAUUGGUUGACAUCGUUGACUUCAAUGGGAGUUUCCUGGCACGAGUACGUGACUUUGCUGGUGCAAAUCCGAUUAUUCUUGUGAUAACAAAGGUUGAUCUCCUUCCCAGAGACACUGAUUUGAAUUGCAUAGGCGACUGGGUUGUCGAGUCAGUUGUCAAGAAGAAGCUUAAUGUCCUUAGUGUCCAUUUGACAAGCUCAAAGUCACUGGUCGGUAUCACAGGGGUUAUAUCAGAGAUUCAACAGGAAAAGAAGGGCCGAGAUGUAUAUAUACUGGGUUCUGCAAAUGUUGGGAAAUCUGCAUUUAUCAGUGCAAUGCUAAGAACAAUGGCAUACAAGGAUCCGGUGGCAGCGGCAGCUCAAAAAUACAAGCCUAUACAGUCUGCUGUUCCUGGAACAACCCUUGGCCCUAUUCAAAUUGAAGCAUUUUUAGGCGGAGGGAAAUUGUAUGAUACACCUGGAGUCCACCUUCACCAUAGGCAGGCAGCAGUUAUCCAUGCUGAUGAUCUGCCUUCUCUUGCACCACAAAGUCGUUUGAAAGGGCGAUGUUUUCCCGCUAAUGAUACAGAUGUUGAAUUGAGUGGGAAUUCAUUAUUCUGGGCUGGGCUAGUCCGCAUUGAUGUUGUCAAGGCUCUUCCACGCGCACGGCUGACAUUCUAUGGGCCCAAGAAGCUAAAGAUUAAUAUGGUCCCGACAACAGAAGCAGAUCAAUUUUACGAGACUGAAGUUGGAGUUACAUUGACUCCACCAACUGGUAAGGAGAGAGCUGAAGGAUGGCAAGGGCUUCAAGGUGUUCGCGAGUUGAAGAUAAAGUAUGAGGAACGUGACAGAUGGAGGAAUAUCUUGUCUGGAUAACAAGUGAAAUGGGAGCAGUUGCAUUUUUGUAUAGUACUAAUUUAAGAAGGUGAUUCCUUGAUUACUGGGCUUAAGAACCUGAUCUGUAGGCCUGCUUGUGACAUCGCGAUCUCUGGGCUUGGGUGGAUUUCUGUGGAGCCAUCAGGCGUGCCCUCAAACAGCUCUGAUGACAAUGUCGAGGAAGAAUACGAUGGCGGUGAGCUGCAUCUGGUAGUACAUGUACCCAAACCGGUUGAGGUCUUCGUCCGCCCCCCAUUGCCUGUUGGUAAAGCAGCGUCGCAAUGGUACCAGUAUCAAGAGCUCACAGAGGAAGAAGAGGAGUUGAGGCCUAAAUGGCACUACUGAUGCUGCUCUGGUUCUCUACCUAUUUCUCUAGCAGUAGUACAGUUUUGUGUAAUCCAAAUAUUUAGCACAAAGUUAUAUGCUAUGAUGAGAUGAUGUUGGCACGACUAGUGUUAGGAUCAGGUGAUAAGGUGGAUUCAGAAAACAAAUUUUGAAUAAAUGUCUCUAGUGUCUAUCUAGCACAUGCUUCAGAAGGCCAUGAGGAAAAGAAUCCUCCAGUACGUGCUGUACAUGUACUCUAAAUGAAGGAGCUUACCAACAAGCCAUCGAAGAGAUUCAUAACAAUUAGCAAUUUAGGAGCUGUUUAAUUC
This is a messenger RNA of Sorghum bicolor (sorghum), 2180 nucleotides long. RefSeq names its product putative nitric oxide synthase. Bases 118 to 1527 code for a protein of 469 amino acids. NCBI's taxonomy places the organism in Eukaryota, Viridiplantae, Streptophyta, Magnoliopsida, Poales, Poaceae. Gene Ontology annotation, molecular function: GTPase activity; GTP binding. The record is from RefSeq and is a predicted model, not a curated record. The transcript is spliced from 13 exons.